GGGCAGCAACAGACCACAAUAUUGAUAACACUACAGCCAUAUUACGGGAAUGGUUAAAAAAUGUACAGAAACUGUACCAUUUUGUGGAGUGGAGACCUAUGUCAGAACCUCAAUCUUAUACUGAUGAAUUUGGACCAAAGCACUGGCCAUCUUCCAGAUUUGUCCAUGUGAUUAAACUUCGUCAGGCUGCACUGCGCACUGCAAGAGAAAAAUGGUCUGAUUAUAUCCUUUACAUCGAUGCAGACAACUUUUUAACUAAUCCUCAAACAUUAAAUCUAUUGAUUGAAGAAAAUAAAACAAUUGUGGCCCCUGUGCUGGAAUCUCGGACAUUAUACUCCAAUUUCUGGUGUGGUAUGACACCUCAGGGGUAUUAUAAAAGGACUCCUGAGUAUGCUGUCAUAAGAGAAUGGAAGAAAACAGGCUGUUACCCUGUACCAAUGAUCCAUUCAACAAUGCUCAUUGACCUUCGAAAAGAAGCAUCUCAAAAUCUUCAGUUUUAUCCUCCACAUCCAGACUUUACUUGGUCAUUUGAUGACAUCAUUAUAUUUGCCUUCUCCUGCAGGCAAGCAGGAAUUCAGAUGUAUAUAUGCAAUAAGGAGCAUUAUGGAUAUCUUCCUGUGCCUCUUAAACCACAUCAAACUUUAGAAGAUGACAUUGAGAGUUUUUACUCAUGUCCUUACAGAAGCAAUGAUUGAUCGUCCACCCCUAGAGACAUCACGAUAUAUCUAUGUGCCACCUAAACUUCCGGACAAGAUGGGAUUUGAUGAGGUUUUCUUGAUUAAUUUAAAACGUCGCCAAGAUCGGCGUGUUCGGAUGCUGCGUAGUCUUUAUGAGCUGCAAAUUCAGGUGAAGAUAUUUGAUGCUGUGGAUGGCAAGGCUCUUAAUACAAGCCAGCUUAAAGCUCUGAAUAUAGAUGUGAUACCAGGAUAUCAUGACCCGUAUUCAGGGAGAACACUAACAAGAGGCGAGAUUGGAUGUUUCCUUAGUCAUUAUUAUAUAUGGAAAGAGGUGAUUGAAAGGGGACUAGAGCAAGCUCUUAUAAUAGAAGAUGACGUCCGGUUUGAGUACCAGUUUCGGAGCAAACUGCUAAAGCUAAUGAAUGAUGUUGCAAUGGCUGAGUUGGAUUGGGACCUAAUCUACAUUGGCAGGAAAAGAAUGCAAGUGCAACGCCCUGAGAAAGCUGUUCCCAAUAUAAUGAAUUUAGUUGAAGCUGAUUAUUCAUACUGGACACUGGCUUAUGCCAUCUCCCAGCAAGGAGCUCGGAAACUUGUUGAUGCGGAACCUUUGAACAAAAUGCUGCCGGUGGAUGAGUUUCUUCCAGUGAUGUAUAACAAGCAUCCAGUAGAAACAUACAUGGAGUUUUAUAAUCUGCGGAACCUGAAGGCCUUCUCCUCUGAGCCCUUGCUUGUCUACCCUACUCAUUACACAGGUCAGCCAGGAUACUUCAGUGACACAGAAACAUCCACUAUAUGGGACAAUGAAACUUUAUCAACAGACUGGGACAGAAGAUACUCAGGAAAGACAAGGCAACAAGGUGAAAUACACACUGAUGCUCAGAACACCGAAGCAUUAUCACCACAGGCAACAAUUGAUGCAUCAUCACGAGAUGAACUUUGA
Staurois parvus is the source of this 1617-nucleotide messenger RNA. The record is from the annotation of a GenBank genome assembly. Lineage: Eukaryota; Metazoa; Chordata; Amphibia; Anura; Ranidae.